GGUGCGUAAUCUCGCGGCCAGUCUCGUGCGCUCGGUGCGACCCGACCAUCAUCCAUGGCUGCCGCCAUCGUGGCCGCAAGGGCGGCUCCUCCGGGCGGCGCCACCGUCAUCGCAGCGUUCCACAACCACCACCACCACUGCGCGUCCCCGUCGCGGGCGAUUCCGCUGGCGGCCGGCUCGUCCGCGGGAGGGGUGGUGGCGCCGGUGGUGGGCAGGAGGUACCACCACGGCGCGUGCUGCUUCGCCGCGAAGCCCACGCAGGUGGCCGCCGAGGUGGAUCAGGAGCCGGCGGUCGCUCCCGCCAAUGCCGCGGCGGACGCGAAGCCGCGCAGGAAGGCGCGAUCCCGGCGCGGGAGGAAGGGGAAAAAGUCUUCGUCGCCGCCGUCGUUGUCGUCCGAGCCCGGGAGCACGACGGCGGUGCUCGAGGAGGCGGAGGUGAAGGAGAAGGGGGAGGAUGCGGAGGAGGGCAAGAGGAAGGAGAAGGCGGCGGGGCUGGACCUGGACGAGGUGAUGGCGGUGAGCCCGGUGGGGCUGGGACGGCGGUCGCGGCAGAUAUUCGACGAGGUCUGGCGCAAGUUCUCGCGGCUGGGGCAGAUGUCGAGCGCGUCGUCCACGGCGCUGGCGGAGGAGGAGCAGUCCGUGCUCAUCCGCGGCGGGCCCAUGUGCGAGUUCACCGUCCCCGGCGCGCAGGACACCACCGUCCUCGUCGUCGGCGCCACCAGCCGCAUCGGCCGCAUCGUCGUCCGCAAGCUCAUGCUCCGCGGAUACAAUGUCAAGGCUUUAGUUCGAAGAAAUGACCCUGAAGUGCUAGAUAUGCUCCCAAGGUCGGUGGAUGUCGUUGUUGGUGAUGUUGGUGAUCCUUUAACUGUCAAAUCAGCUGUAUCAGGUUGCAGCAAGAUCAUCUAUUGUGCUACUGCACGCUCAACAAUUACUGGAGACCUAAAUAGGGUUGAUAAUCAAGGAGUAAGGCAUGUUAGCAAGGCUUUCCAGGAUUACUAUAAUGAAUUGGCUCAGCUUAGGGCUGGUAAAAGCAGCAAGAGCAAACUCCUGAUUGCAAAAUUUAAAUCUCCCAAAUCACUGAAUGGUUGGGAAAUAGGCCAGGGAUCUUAUUUUUCAAGCACAUUUGCUUCUAGGUUUGAUGAAGGUAUCGAUGCGUCAUUUGAAUUUUCAGAGGCUGGUCAAGCCGUUUUCUCAGGAUUUGUUUUCACAAGAGGUGGAUAUGUUGAGAUAUCAAAAAGGCUCUCUCUUCCUCUGGGAUCUACCCUAGACAGGUAUGAUGGCUUACUUUUUUCGGUGGGUGGAAAUGGAAGAUCAUACGUUGUUAUUCUUGAGACUGGUCCACUGGCUGACACCUCGCAGAGCAAGAAGUAUUUUGCUCGGAUGACUACAAAAGUAGGAUUUUGUAGGGUGAGGGUACCAUUUUCAGCUUUUCGGCCAGUAAACCCGCAAGAUCCUCCACUAGACCCUUUUCUUGUGCAUACACUAACCAUUAGGUUUGAACCAAAAAGGCAGAGACCUGGUGAUGGAUCUCAAGGUGCUACUGACCCUAGAAAUUUUGAGCUUAUAAUGGAGUACAUCAAAGCUUUGCCUACUGGUCAAGAAACAGACUUCAUACUGGUCUCAUGCUCAGGUUCUGGAAUUGAACCUAACAGAAGAGAACAAGUCCUCAAAGCCAAAAAGGCUGGAGAGGAUGCGUUGAGAAGAUCAGGCCUUGGAUACACAAUAGUACGCCCUGGCCCACUGCAGGAAGAACCUGGUGGUCAGCGUGCAUUGAUCUUUGAUCAAGGGAACAGAAUCUCGCAGGGUAUCAGUUGCGCUGAUGUAGCAGAUAUUUGUGUCAAAGCAUUGCAUGAUUCCACUGCUAGAAACAAAAGUUUUGAUGUAUGCUACGAGUAUGUAGCUGAGCAAGGGAACGAGCUAUAUGAACUUGUGGCUCAUUUGCCAGAUAAAGCUAACAACUAUCUUACUCCGGCAUUAUCUGUUCUAGAGAAGAACACCUAACUGAUAUGUCUCUGAAAGUCAGAUAUUUGCCAUAUAAAUCAAAAUGUGUAUACUUUUCCACUUGUAAAGCCAUAUUUUUUUCCUCAUAGAAGCCGUGUGAAGUUCACAUGAUAUGCCACUUUGGCCCUUUUUGUAAAGAUGAUUGACAGAUUGACUUCAGGAAACAAAUUCGAUGACUGUAAUGAUAUA
Messenger RNA from Oryza brachyantha (malo sina), 2190 nucleotides. Its product is annotated as protein HIGH CHLOROPHYLL FLUORESCENCE PHENOTYPE 173, chloroplastic-like. The transcript is spliced from 13 exons. Lineage: Eukaryota; Viridiplantae; Streptophyta; Magnoliopsida; Poales; Poaceae. The record is from RefSeq and is a predicted model, not a curated record. The coding region runs from base 55 to 2001 and encodes 648 amino acids.